Molecule: messenger RNA, 1430 nt
Organism: Pomacea canaliculata
Lineage: Eukaryota; Metazoa; Mollusca; Gastropoda; Architaenioglossa; Ampullariidae
Product: DNA repair protein XRCC3-like
Biological process (GO): double-strand break repair via synthesis-dependent strand annealing; telomere maintenance via recombination; resolution of mitotic recombination intermediates
Cellular component (GO): replication fork; Rad51C-XRCC3 complex
Molecular function (GO): four-way junction DNA binding; ATP-dependent DNA damage sensor activity; ATP binding
Source: RefSeq, a predicted model, not a curated record
UAAUUACCCUGUUGACCCUAAUCGCCUUCAUUUUUAAAAGGAUAGAAUCUAAAUCGAAUUUCUGUUUAUCAGCUUUGUUUUAUAUAGUAUUUUAUUAUCGUGUUCCGUUGAGGCAUUAAUGAAAAUCUAUUUGGAACUUCGACUAAAGAGGAUUUGCUACGACCCGCAUGCAGUAAAUAUAAAAUGGCGCGAAGAGUGAACUUUCAAUCUCAAACACGGACGUAUAUUUGCUCUCAAACCCCUCGUCGAGAAUGAUAGAUUAAAAGGAAAUGAAUAAAAGUUUAGGAGAAAUUGAUAUAAAUCCUCGCAUCGCAGCAGCAGCAAAACGUGCUGGCCUUACCACCGCGGGAUCUGUUAUAACUCUGUCAGGACCAGAGUUAUCUCAUCUGACCGGUUUAAAUUCUGGUGAUGCUAAGCAACUGGCAGAUGCUGUUGCAGAGGUAGUGCUAUUCGGUCCUCCGACAACAGCAUUGGAGAUUUUAAGAGGAGGAUCUUCAAGUGACUAUUUCAUGCUCAAACUCUCAACUGGUUGUCGCACUUUGGACCAGCAUCUAAGAGGUGGUGUCUUGACAAGAGUAAUUACAGAAGUAGCUGGAGAAAGUGCUGCUGGCAAAACACAGUUUUGUCUUCAGCUUUGUUUAACUGUGCAGCUUCCUUUAAAAGAAGGGGGACUGGGCAGUGGUGACAGUAUAUGUUGUACAGAGGACACAUUCCCAAGCAAACGAUUUCAGCAGCUUGUAAGCUGCUUCAGUCAGCAAAAUGCACAACUGCACGAUAUUUGUUUCACUGAUCAUGUCUACAUUGAUCAUAUAUCGGACUUGGAUGGGCUGAAUUCGUUUGUCCAGAAGAAACUUCCACUGCUUUUGGCUCGAAAGAGUGUUCAGCUGGUUGUUAUAGACUCUGUGGCAGCAUUAUUUCGCUGCCAUUAUGAGAGUCACAACUUGGUUGCGCGUGCCAAGCACCUAGCAUCUUUGGCUACUCAGCUACGGAAGCUCGCAGUUCAGUACAAUGUUGCCGUUGUCUGUGUGAACCAGGUGACAGCAAAUAUGUCGAACACCUCUGACAGAGAUGGAAAUACAAGACACUCUAUACCUGCCCUUGGAAUGGCAUGGGCAGACCAUGUUACCUGUCGUCUUCAGAUGUCGCGACCACAGGAGUCUUUAGUCAAAGUAUUCAUAAAAGAUGAAGACAGCACACAGAAGAGAAAAAAUGCAGAAACAAGUAAAACCAUAAAGACUGUACGUCAGCUGGAAUUGUCUUUGCACCCCACCUACCCCAUGUUGUAAUACCGCUGAUCAUCACAGCCAGCGGUGUUUCUUGUCUCAGAUGAUAAGGUGAUAAAUAUCAGACAGUGUUUGGAAUUUCCUAAUUUAGUUAAUGUACAGUUUGAGCCGAAAUGAAGUUUUCAAAAUAAAGAAGCUUGCGAUUUC